AUGGUAUUUUUAACAAGAAAAAUAUUGCAUUUAUUCUCACAACAUGAGAAAAAAAAUAUCAAGGUAAAUCACUGCAUGAAAAUAUCUGGCAUAAUAAAAUGGAUGUAUAGGUAUAAUGAUUUAAAGAAAGAUGUUUUGGAUAACAUGAACAUACAAAUUAUUAAUAGUAUAAAUUAUAUUGAUCCGAAUAAAAUUAUAAAUAAUCUAAUUAUAAAUAAGAAUAAAGAAAUAAAUAUAGAGGAAAAAAAAAAUUUUUAUUUAAAAUCUUUAAAAAAAAAAAUUGUAUUUAAUUCCCUCUUACUUAAAACAAUAUAUUGUAAGAAAAAUUUUUUUUUUCAAUUAUAUGAAUAUAAUAAUGGGAAAAAAUGUAUUUAUGAUAAUAUGAAGCAUAAUAAUAAUAAUAAUAUAAAUAUGGUAAAAAAUAAUAAUACUAAGGAAUAUUUUGAUGUCACAAAAAUAAUUAUAAAUAAUAAUACAACGGAUAAAAGUGAGAAUAAUUUAUUUAAUAAUGAUAAUAAUAAUUUCCCCUUAAUUAAUAAUAAUAAUAAUAUGUUAGGGAGAAAUUUAAAAAGAAAAAAAAAAAAUUUAUUCUUAAAUAAUAAAAAUGUUAUAUUUAAAAAAAAAAAAUCGCAAAUUUUUAAUGAGGAAAUUAUAAAUACUAUAUCAUCUGAUACCAAAGAUGAUUUAAAAAAAAAAUCUAGAUUUAAUCUGGAUACGUUAUUAUAUGAUAAUAAUAAUAAUAAAAAUAAUAUUAUUAUAAAUUAUAAAUAUGAUCACAUAUAUGAUAAUUUUAAAUUAUUCGAUUUAUCAUAUAAUUAUAAUAGCUUUUUAUUAAAUAAUAUAUUAAAAAAUAUAUGUACAUAUAUAUAUCAUUUUAAAUUCUUAAAUAAAAUAAAUAAUGAACAAAAUAACGGGUAUGAAUAUAUUUCUUUAAUAUUAAUUUCAAAGAUAUUUCAUUAUUUCUAUGAACUAAAUUAUGGUUAUAAAUAUAUGAUCCAUUUUCUAAAUGGAUUAUCGGUUUUUAAAAUUAAAAAGGAAAUAGAUAUGGAAAAUUUAUCAUAUGAAUAUAUAAAGAGUCACAUAAAUAAUAAAGAUCAUUACAAUUAUUGUCAUGAUCAUCUUUUCGAAAAGGAAAUAUGCAUUUCUUCAAUUAUAAAUUAUUUGUGUGAGUAUGACACAGGCACACAACAAGAAAGAAAUAACAUAAAUGAUAAAAAUGAACAUAUCGAAAAAAAAAAAGAAAAAAAAAAUAGUAUUUAUCAUGUAUAUAAUAUAAGUUCAUAUAAUACUAUAAACAAUAAUGACAAAAACAAUUUUGUACAUACCUUUGUAUCACGUGACAUGAAAAAAACAUAUAUUGUUAAUAUGAAAGAAAAGUUAUUAUUACAUUAUAACAUAGAUGAUUCUUUUUUAAACUACUUUUUAAAUAUUUUGGGAGAAAAAUAUAAUAUUGAGAAAUUACCAUUUAUUAGUUACUCUUUUUUAAUGCAUAUGUAUAGUAUGUCAAAUCAUUUUAUUGUUCAUUUUUUUUCCUUGUGUCCACUUUUAUUCGUUAAAAAUAAAAUACAUGCUGAUAUUAGUAUAUACAUAAUUUUAUUAAAUUCCUGUGUCUUUUUUUUAUGUUCAAAAUCGUAUAUGACAUCUUUUAGUUCGUUUAUUAUUAAUACAAAAAAUGAAGGUGAAGAUCAUUUAGUUUAUAAAGAAAAUAAAUUAAUUCAAGAUGAAAAUUUAUCAACUCAAAGAAAAAAUGAAACAUCCGAUGAUCAUAGAAAAAUGUUUCAGGACACAGAUAAUGUAAAUAUAGUAAAGGAAAAAAUUUAUUCUUUUAUUGAGCAAAUAAUAAAUUAUUUAUAUAUAAAUAAAGAUAUAUUAAAUAACAAUCAAUUGUUACAUAUAUUAGAAAUAUUUUCUUUUAUAAAAUAUAAUAAAGCAAUGUUUACAUAUAUAAUAAAUACAUUAACUAAUAGUUUAUCCAUACUAGAUAAAUACGAAACAAUGUACCUCCUUCAUUCUUUGUCAAAUUAUAAUUUAAUUUAUAAUGAUAUAAAAAAUAACAUUUAUAAGGAGGCACUUAAAAAGGUAGAAGAAUAUACUCCACAAGAAUUAAAACAAUUGGAAUGUUAUAUGAAGAUUAAAUAA
Molecule: messenger RNA, 2139 nt
Organism: Plasmodium reichenowi
Lineage: Eukaryota; Apicomplexa; Aconoidasida; Haemosporida; Plasmodiidae
Exons: 1
Coding region: 1-2139 (712 amino acids)
Source: RefSeq, a predicted model, not a curated record